Molecule: messenger RNA, 7129 nt
Organism: Acanthaster planci (crown-of-thorns starfish)
Lineage: Eukaryota; Metazoa; Echinodermata; Asteroidea; Valvatida; Acanthasteridae
Product: ras-related protein Rap-2a-like
Biological process (GO): signal transduction
Cellular component (GO): membrane
Molecular function (GO): GTP binding; GTPase activity
Source: RefSeq, a predicted model, not a curated record
GUGCAUGCAGUUUGUACACGUUUUGUAUGCUGUACGCGGUCGAUCCAGUUUAAGCCUGCAUUGUGUGCAUGUACUAUACUACUGCAGUGCAGUGAGAUGCUACAUUCCUAACAGCUGGGCGUUCGGAAGUAGACGCCUCCUAGAACCUUGUGGAGUUCGAAGUUCGGCGCACGCUUGUGAAAUCUUCUCCGAAACUUAUCAUGUUAUUUCACCGGGUAAUUAAUAGUGAUCAUCACCUACACGGUGACCAGACUUAAGACGUAAGUCCCUUGAGUGGGAUUUGUGAUAUUUUAGACUGGAAUUUGUCGUCGUUUUAGACACUAACUAAAAACAGAGAGCAAGGAACAGACAAUGAUGAGGGAGUACAAAGUUGUGGUGUUAGGUAGCGGCGGAGUGGGCAAGAGCGCCCUAACUGUACAGUUCGUCUCAGGCAACUUUGUGGAGAAGUAUGACCCGACCAUCGAAGACUUCUACCGCAAGGCCAUCGAAGUGGAGAACACUAUGUCUAUUCUUGAGAUUCUUGACACUGCUGGCACUGAACAGUUUGCUUCCAUGAGAGAUUUGUAUAUCCGAAAUGGUCAGGGGUUUGUGGUUGUCUACAGCGUGACGAACAAGCAGAGUUUUGGGGACGUGGUCAAUCUACGAGAACAGAUUAUAAGGGUCAAGGGAUCCACUCAAGUCCCACUGGUUUUAGUGGGAAACAAGGCAGACUUAGAAAAAGAAAGACAGGUUCCUACCUCUGAAGGCGUGAACUUGGCCAACAAGUGGAUAAUACCCUUUUACGAAACCUCUGCCAAAAACACGAUGAACGUUAAUGAGGUUUUUGCUGAGUGUGUAAUGGAGAUCAUGAGGCUACUUCAACCUGGGAAACGGAAUAAGAAAAAGUUGUGCAAUGGAUGCAAUGUGCUGUGACCAAGGAAGUCUUCCGCCGUAGAUGAAACAUCGCCAUCUUACAUAUGGAAUCACAUACCACCUUGAUGGCUGUAUUACAUGUAACUGUGGAGAACAGAAACACCAUGCUCAUUUUCUGAUCCACACCCAGAGACAUUUGGAAGUUAUAUUUUUCAUUGGCUAUUUAUGUGCAAGCAUGCGUACAAGGACCUUGGAGAACCUUAGUUGCUGUGGUAGUAAAACUAUGCAAUGUCUUGAUUGUCAUGGAGUUGACAUCUUCAUCAAACCGUACAUGUACGAUAGCUUGCAAAGGAGAAGUUGGAACUUGGAGAGACAUCUAGGUGACAACUUCUUUUUGAAAUAUGUACAUGUAGGAGUGAAGUUAAGUUAAAAGAGAGCGUUGAAUCAUUCAUAGAGACUGCGAAAGAAUGAAGCUUGUAAUAUCACAGUGCUUUUAAAAAUGUGUGUAAUGAUACUUUGUGAAAGGAUGCCAGUAUCAUCCACCUGUCUACCGUAGUUUGCAGAGACUGGGUGACAGUUUCAGCCUUUCCUAUUUAUCAGUCUAAUUUAGGGCGAAGUGGAAAUUUUCUUUGUCUCAGGCUACAGACCCUGGUUAAAGCGUCUAGGAUUACUGAUAUGUCUUCUCUAAGUACAGUACAAAGUGGUACAGUAAUGGAUACAUGUGCCGCUCUGACUUCAAUGUACAGAAAAUGGGUCCUACAACCAGUACACGUACAUACAGAAUGCAGUCUAAAUGCAAGUAUGGCAGGAAAUCGAUCUAGUCGUGAAUUUGUCCUCUGCAGUGAAGUGAGGUAAGCCCCCUAUCGAGACUAGCGGGAUUAAUUCUUCAGAUUGCUGUCUCUCAUUUGGACAGGCCUGGAUCGGCCUGAAGGAGAAAAAUCAAUUCCAGUGGAAGGUUUUAGCCAAUAUUUGUGAGACUUCUUUUGCCCCAGAACUCAUCCGCCGUGCAUCAGGUGGCUGAUGUGAGGAGAGACAACACUGUGGCGCCAAUUUAUCUCCCACAGGAAAAUCAUCAUCUCAGAGGAGUGACCUCAGUUGCGCUGCAGAGUGCCAGGGAAAGAGAAGGAACAAAACAGGGAAUGUGUGGAGUGAUAACAUAAACAUGGCAAUUGUCAACUGUGGGUGACCCGUUGAAAUAAUGCAAUGGGAAUAAAAUUGUUUGUAAGCAAAUAUGGUGAAAGGUUGAUGUGGUAUAAUUUCAAAGAGGUAAGACAACAUUGCACAUCCUUCGCCUGUCGUGAAGCUCUUAUACAGUAUGCUAUGCUUUAAAUUAAGGGUUUGAUAACUACAUGUACAUGUAGAGGGUUUGUUUAAAAACGCAGUCUUUCUCUUCAUUUUACAUGUAUGUCAAAUUCUCUGGACUCUGGCAGCUCAUUCUGAUGAAGGAAACUGUUUCUAACAUCUUGUUCAAUGCAUAUUUGAUACUUGUACCAAUUUAUUCAUCCUGAACCAUAGGUUGGAGGCUGUAUUUGUACAUGUACAUGUACCUUCUGGUGGAGUUUGGAUGAUGAUGUGAUUCAUAUUUGACAGGUGUGUUAAAUUCCAUUUAUUGGUGUUUCAGAGCCAUUCAGUACUAAAUGAAUGGGCCCAAACCAUGCUUUUGAACCAUUUCAACCCCUAUAGGUGAAGGCAUAACUGUUAAUUAAAGUAUUUGUUGUGACUCUUGAAAGAGUAAACAAAUGCAGUCAAAGUUUUCUCCAGAAUCAGACCCAUUUUGUCAAUUUUGUGCCCAAAACAAUAGUGGAAGAGCCCUUACAAUGCAGCUGUAUGGCCAUGCGUGUACAUGUACAUGGAAGCUGGGCUAUGUAUAUUUCUCAACAUUAGAAGUUGAGGAAUCCCUGGUGUCUAAGAGAGGAAAUGGCCUGUAGAGUUGGUUAGGCCUGGUUCCCUCCUGAUAAUCAGGCUGACUGAGCCUCCGUUUCCUUUUAAAUUCCCUCCUGAAAUUAUUGCUACAACACCUUGUUUGCAUCAAUGUGUACAUAUGUCAAAUGAUGUCAUCAGCAGUGUUCACUAGACAAGCAUAUAUUGGCUGCUCCUCUGCCCCUGCUCUGUAGAGAAAGAUAUGGGGAUGGGGUUCCCUUCCUGUAGUAAAUGCUAUAGACACUAAAGAGUCGGGACAUACAUGUACCUGCAUUAUUGUGACAAGUUUUUGUCAGUUUACUCAUCUCUAGAUCAUCUCAUUCUAUUGGUGAUUUUAACUUUCAAUUUUUUGCUCUGCAUUUGUUGCUUUUGCCUUUAAAUUCUCUGAUCCAUUUCCCCCAAACUUACAUCUCGUGUGAAGCUGGAAGCCUGUACUCCUUGAAUGAAUCAAUGUUGCCUGAGCACAUGUGAGCCAGUUCGAUAUUCCAACAGCGCAUGCCCAGUAAGAGGCUGUCUGGCAACAGCUAUAAUACGAUAUAACAGCUAUAAUGGGAUAGUCUGACCUAUCAGUACAGCCAUGCGCUGACUCACGAAAGACCUUGGCUUUUUGAAGUACCAAACUAGCUUAUUAUACAAGUACCAAGUGCAUAGUGCAUACAGGGUCCACCUUAAAUCAACUCAGUGUCACAGUGUAUGUACAUGUAGUUGAAACCUUGAAUUAUGAGCACAUACAUGUACAUUAUACAUUUCACAAUGUAUAAUGUCUGUAUGGUUCAGUGGUUCAUAGUUGAAUCCAUCUGUUACUGUGUUUCUGUGACAUGAUAUACUAAUGUUCAUUGUUCUAUGAUGACGAGUCAUAUUAAGUCACUUUCACAAAUUUGUUGGAAAGUUAACUCAGGUUCUAGUAGCCAGAAUGUCUGGCGGAAAAAUAUGGCAAGCCCUCUACUCAGUCAUGUUGUCUACAUAGUGCUGCAAAAUUGUCUUAUCAGUAGUUAUUUCUUGUCCCAUGGAUUGUUUCCCGUUUGGAAUGUUCUAUGCAGUUAAGAGCCAAAACCACUGUUUGGAAUAUUCUACGCAGUCGAGAGCCAAAACCACUGUUUAGAAUAUUCUACGCAGUCGAGAGCCAAAACCACUGUUUGGAAUAUUCUACGCAGUCGAGAGCCAAAACCACUGUUUGGAAUAUUGUACGCAGUUAAGAGCCAAAACUACUGUUUGGAAUAUUCUAUGCAGUUGAGAGCCAAAACCACUGUUUGGAAUAUUCUACACAGUUAAGAGCCAAAACCCACUAGUUGGAACACAAAGCUUGAUAUUCAUACAUGUAUAUGUACAUCUUGAUUGUUUCAGAGGAAAACAAAUUGACAUGUACUAUCCAUUUGUGAUAUAGACGUUCAUUUCUGAAACUUACAUACAAAAUAUACAUGCAUUUUAAACCUAGCUUUUUUCCUGGUGACUUGUGUAAAGUGGAAAUUAAAAAACCAUACUCUAUACAGGAUGAUGCAAAAUCUUAUAAGUAUGCCUGGUUGUUCGAAAGUUUUCUUCUAGCAUAACGUGCAUAAGUUCAAGUUUCAAGCUGCUGCAACCAUUUUUGGUCUAGGUUUACAAUACAGAAAGGUCUUUAUUCUAGCCUUGAACAUCAUGAGUACCAGACUGUCAUUUUCACAAGCUUUUGGGUAGCCAAAAAUCACAACUUUAGAUAUGUCGUAGCAUUUUAAAGCUUCAGUAACAUGUAAUUGGUAGGAAGUCUGGGAAAGGCCAAGGUGAAAAAAGGUUGGAAGUGGUCUUCACUUUUCACUCCUGUGUAUAGGAAAACAUGCAAUAUCUUCAAAAUGGAGGCUUGAUAUGAUGAGUAUUAACAAUGUAAAUUUGUAAAAUAAAGUUGUGUCUUCAUGAAUAUAUAUCCAUAAAGGUUGUGGUUCGAUUUCAGAGGGAAUUCCAUUUCCAUUUGUAGGGCAGUGUCAAGUAUUUUGUUGUGCUUUAUAUUGAUUUCCCUUUUGUUUUCUUUUUAUAUUAACACUAUCUAAUUACAUUUUUAUAUUACUAUUUCUGUGCGUAAUAAUAAUUGCGUUGUCACCCUCCCAUACCUUAAUUUUAAGCCCAGCCUUUCAACUUUGAACUUUCUGCAUACAUGUACAUGUAAAUUACAACUUGUAGUAGAAGGUUUAAAUGUGCCAGUAUCUUUGUACAGACUAACUGGAUAUGUUAGAGACCUUUAGUGUAGAUCAUACAUAGAUUUUAAAAAAUAAUUGUGAUAUGUGUACCGUAGAUGCAUUAAUUUAAAGGCCAAAUGUUUUAAUCAAUGCUGUAUCUGUAAGUGAUUAAAAACACAUAGGUUUUCUCAUUUGCCUUGUGUUACAUGUAUUUCAUCCUUUGUAAUUAAAAGAAAACAAAAUACUUUAAAAAUACACUGUAUUUAAAAAGUAUUGACAAAUUAUUUUAAUGAAACUGUAAUAUAAGCUAUUUUUAUGAUGUAAGAAGAUACGUGUAGGGGUAUUUUUGAUCCUCAACCUGAAAAAUUAAGCAUAGAUCAUUUUUAGAUUUUUGAAGAAAUGUCAGUGCAGUCAUUUACAUUUUCUCAGUCCAAAUGCAAAGAUUUUUGAUGAUUGGAUUGUCCACAAAUUUAUUUCCAGUGGCUUCACAAUAGUGCAUGGUGGUAAUGAAAUACUUCUAAUCACACACAGCGAUAUCCUAAGUUUGGAAUAUUUUUUCCCAUGUCAUGUUGGCCUGAAUUUAGGCUUGGUUGCCAUGUCUCUGUAGAACAUGAACCCAGGAAACUUUCCAACUAAGGAAGAUUAAUGAGCUUGUUUCACGCUUAAACACACUCUUGUGGAACAGCCAACAAUUUGUACAUGUAGGUGCACACUUAUAGGUGCUUAUUGUGAGCAUGGGGUGGAAGUACAUGUACUUCUGUAUGUGUGGAUGAGUGUGUACGUAUGCGGUAUAUACAUGUAUUUACAAUCGACAACACACCAUAGACACUGCACUGUAUGGAACCAUAAAAGAUGUACAUGACUGUAAUACUCAAGUCUAUUCAGAUUUUUGAACAAGCUGUUUGAAAGUUGGAACUUCUGUCAUAUUAGUGACACACAAACAAAAGUAAAAAUGUAAGUCUAAUAUGAGAGAGCAUACCUGUACAUGUAUAUGACUAAUAGCUCAGGUGGAGCCACAUACCUGUAAAUUUAUUACUCUGUUGUGAUGAUAUGAUACCAUCUUUGCACUUAUGCUUAAGAAGAUACUGACAAUUUAAUGUACAUGUAAAUAAUGUAAAAUUGCCCAUCUCAAAUUUUAAAGCACAUGAAUGAAAAUAUGUGGCAUUGCGGCAGAGCUUCAGUGUUAGUAAACACUGGUACCAAUGUAUAACUGAAAAUUGUGAAUUUUUCAACCAUUAAGAAGAAUUAUUAACACCAAAUAGAAAUUUUCUUUUGAUAAUGGUAAUACAUUGAAUAAACCACCACAGCGUUAACUGGUGCUGUAUUGUACAAAAGGCCACUUUUUUAUAUAGGGUUGAAUUUCAGUGUUAAUUGAUGUUUGUAUUUCGCUUCGUCAUAUUUAGGAAACUGAAAUUCACAAAGUUUGAUCUAAAGUUGUGAAUGAGCAAGAUUUGGUUGGCAGUUGUCAGCUUACAAAAGCAUUUCAUAUACGUGUACGUACAUCAUUGUGUAAAAAAAGAGUUAUUGACUGAAUCAACAACAGUAACAUCAGUACAGAACACCAUCAAUUAAACCAUGAAAAACAUUCUUCUUUCACUUAAAAAUGCUCUUUUUCACUGUCUUAGAAGUAAUAGCUUUUGUUUGAUUCAUUAGUUUUUUUUAUUUCAUUCCAAAAAAUAUUGGUGUCAAAGUUUGUAAUUUGUCUUUGUGCUGGCACAUGUUGGUCUGGUCUCUGUGAAAACACAACAGAGAUCUCUUUUAAUGAUAAUAUUUAGAAUGCUCACACUGUUUUUUUGUAAUCCUAAAUGAUUAUUUUCGCUGUCUGGCUCUCACUAUGGGCAUGGGAUUAAAUAUGUUAAACAUCUCCAGUUGUGCAUUAUGUGAAUAAAAAUGUUACAAACCUGCGCCAAAUAUUUCCUCUGGUUAAUUCAAGGCCACUACAUUUAACAGGAUCUUUAGUUGAAGGAAAUGACAUCCAAUUCUUCUUGAAGUUUAAUAUUUCAGGAUAUACUGUUUCCUGUUGCGUUUACCGAACCACUGAUGUGUCAUGUACACUUUAAUAUGAUAGGUAUUGCUUGUACACAUGUAUCAAGAAAUUAACAUUGUGUACAGUUGUACACUUUUGUAUGGAUGUAAUUUAAAAGUUAAACGUUUGGUUUGUAAUGAAACCUCAUGCAAUAAAUGCCUUGGAAAAUUUCUAUUUCAAUUCA